Thecamonas trahens ATCC 50062 is the source of this 840-nucleotide messenger RNA. RefSeq lists its product as uncharacterized. Bases 1 to 840 code for a protein of 279 amino acids. The transcript has 2 exons. The record is from RefSeq and is a predicted model, not a curated record. NCBI's taxonomy places the organism in Eukaryota, Apusomonadida, Apusomonadidae.
AUGGCAUGGCUCCGCUCGCCGUUGGCGUUCUCGCUGCCGGCAUCGACGCGGAUGGCCGGUGAGCCAGACGAGUUGAGAAUCCGACUGCCACACUCGUCGGUCGGCCUGCCACAGACGCUGGCCAUGCAACACUUUAGCGCUGACAAGGCUCAGGUUGCAGGCGGCGACGGCGCGCUCGGCCAGCUCUCGGCGCGGAUCGACGCUUUUCUUGCUCGCACCUUUCUGGCAGACAUUGACGACUGCGAGUGCGGCGUGCUCACGGGGUACCGCUACGGCGGCGCAGGAAGUGGGAGUACAGGCUACGACUACGGCUACACGCCCGAGGCUGACGGCCUGCCGCGCCGCUGGUGGGGCUGCGGCCGCGGCGAGAUCGAGUCUGACGCCGACGGCCACGACAUGGCAGCCGGUAGCGGAGCGUCCGCAAGCGGCUGGAUGGCUGUCGCGCUCAUCAUGCUCCUCACCGUCUACGCCGGCGUCCUGGUCUGGGACGCGCUCGCCACAGCCUCGGUCUCGAACGCCUUUGUGCUGGCCUUUGUGGCGCUCGGCGCCUACGGCGCCUACGGCCAGCGGCUCUGGCCUCUCCUCGCCUUUCUCGCUGUCCACAUCGGGCGGACGGUGGCGCUCAUCCUUUACGUCGCCACCUCGCUCGUUCCCGCCAUCCUCUCGGACUCGCCGCCUGUCGACUCGCCCGUGACCCACACCGAUGGUGCGCCGUGCUUCCUCUGUCUCGGCCUCUACGCCCUUCUUGUUGUCGGCCACGCCCUCGUCGCCUUUCUCGCCUUCCGCCUCGUCAUUGUCGUCAAGCGGCUCAUCGUCAACCGCAAACAAUGCUUUGCGUAG